Danaus chrysippus (African queen) is the source of this 2157-nucleotide messenger RNA. Lineage: Eukaryota; Metazoa; Arthropoda; Insecta; Lepidoptera; Nymphalidae. The record is from the annotation of a GenBank genome assembly.
AUGCCUGAAGAAAUGGAGACAGCGCCCGCAGAGGUGGAGACCUUCGCCUUCCAGGCGGAGAUCGCCCAGCUCAUGUCAUUGAUCAUCAACACCUUCUACUCCAACAAAGAAAUUUUCCUCCGUGAGUUGAUCUCAAAUUCCUCCGACGCCUUAGACAAGAUCCGCUAUGAAUCACUUACGGACCCCUCAAAGCUUGACAGUGGUAAGGAAUUGUACAUUAAAAUCAUUCCUAACAAGAGCGAGGGAACCCUUACAAUUAUUGAUACCGGUAUUGGUAUGACAAAGGCUGACCUCGUGAACAACUUGGGUACCAUCGCUAAGUCUGGUACUAAGGCGUUCAUGGAAGCGUUGCAAGCCGGAGCUGACAUCAGCAUGAUUGGUCAGUUUGGUGUGGGUUUCUACUCCUGCUACUUGGUAGCCGACAGGGUCACAGUACAUUCCAAGCACAAUGAUGACGAGCAAUAUGUGUGGGAGUCGGCAGCGGGUGGAUCCUUCACAGUCCGCCCUGACCAAGGCGAGCCCCUCGGACGCGGAACUAAGAUCGUGCUCCAUGUUAAAGAGGACUUAGCCGAAUACAUGGAAGAACACAAGAUCAAAGAAAUCGUCAAGAAACACUCGCAAUUCAUCGGCUACCCCAUCAAGUUGGUAGUAGAGAAGGAACGUGAAAAGGAACUGUCUGAUGACGAGGCUGAGGAAGAGAAGAAAGAGGAUGAGAAGGAAGACGAGAAGCCUAAGAUUGAGGAUGUAGGAGAAGACGACGAGGAGGACAGCAAGGACAAGAAGAAAAAGAAGAAGACUAUCAAGGAGAAGUACACGGAGGACGAGGAACUUAACAAGACCAAGCCCAUCUGGACCAGAAACGCUGAUGACAUCACCCAGGAGGAGUACGGAGACUUCUACAAGUCACUGACCAACGACUGGGAAGACCAUCUGGCAGUCAAGCACUUCAGCGUUGAAGGUCAACUGGAGUUCCGCGCUCUACUGUUCGUACCCCGCCGCGCUCCCUUCGACCUCUUUGAGAACAAGAAGCGCAAGAACAACAUCAAGCUGUACGUCCGCAGGGUCUUCAUCAUGGACAACUGUGAGGACCUCAUCCCCGAGUACCUUAACUUCAUCAAGGGUGUGGUCGACAGCGAGGACCUGCCCCUGAACAUCUCUCGUGAGAUGCUCCAACAGAACAAGAUUCUUAAAGUCAUUAGGAAGAACUUGGUAAAGAAAUGUCUUGAACUGUUUGAGGAGUUGGCUGAAGACAAGGAGAACUACAAGAAAUACUACGAACAGUUCAGCAAGAACUUGAAACUCGGUAUCCACGAGGACUCUCAGAACCGCUCCAAACUAGCAGACCUGCUGCGUUAUCACACCUCCGCCUCUGGUGAUGAGGCGUGCUCUCUGAAGGAGUACGUGUCCCGUAUGAAGGAGAACCAGAAACACAUCUACUACAUCACUGGUGAGAACAGAGACCAGGUAGCUAACUCAUCCUUCGUCGAGAGGGUCAAGAAACGUGGUUAUGAAGUAGUGUACAUGACCGAGCCGAUCGACGAGUAUGUAGUACAACAGAUGAGGGAAUACGACGGCAAGACCCUCGUGUCCGUCACGAAGGAAGGCUUGGAGCUUCCCGAGGACGAGGAAGAGAAGAAGAAACGCGAGGAGGACAAAGUCAAGUUUGAGAAUCUCUGCAAGGUGAUGAAGAACAUCCUGGACAGCAAAGUAGAGAAGGUGGUGGUGUCCAACAGGCUAGUCGAGUCUCCCUGCUGCAUCGUCACGGCGCAGUACGGCUGGUCGGCUAACAUGGAGAGGAUCAUGAAGGCGCAGGCUCUCCGCGACACAUCCACCAUGGGAUACAUGGCGGCCAAGAAACACCUCGAGAUCAACCCCGACCACUCCAUCGUGGAGACUCUGAGGCAGAAGGCCGAGGCUGACAAGAACGACAAGGCCGUUAAGGACUUGGUCAUCUUGUUGUACGAGACUGCCUUGCUGUCGUCCGGGUUCGCCCUCGACGAGCCUCAAGUGCACGCGUCCAGGAUCUACCGCAUGAUCAAGCUGGGUCUCGGCAUCGACGAGGAGGAACCCAUCCAGGUUGAAGAAGGCAGCGCCGGAGACGUGCCGCCGCUAGAGGGCGACGCUGACGACGCGUCACGUAUGGAGGAGGUCGACUAA